UGACUUUGUUUUCUUUUUUUUAUUGUGCGGUGCGAAAAUUUGUUGUUUACCUGGCAAGAAAAUUAAGGUUAAGUGGAAAAUUGUCAAAAUAAAAAGUUUAAAGCCGCAAAAUAAACUUCUCGACGCCGAAGCAAUACAUUAGCAAUUGGAACAAUUAACAAGUGACCACCGAAACAAAAUGAGCUUCCCUCUGACGAAUCCCAACAAAGAGACUAUACGUGCGGCCUGCAAAAAAUGUGGCUAUGCAGGACAUCUGACUUAUCAAUGCCGCAACUUUUUGAAAGUUGACCCCAAUAAAGAAAUUGUACUUGAUGUUUCAAGCACCAGCUCGGAUUCCGAACUGGAUUAUCUUACACCGUUGACAGAACUUCGUAUGAAGGAAUUAAAAGAAAAAGAAGCUGAACUACUAAAAGCAAAAAACGAGAAAAAACAUAAAAAAUCUAAAUCAAAGAAAUCUAAAAAAUCAACAUCCUCCAAAAAGCGCAAAAAGAGUAAGAAGAGCGUAAAAAGUAAGAAGCAUAAAAAACACAAAGAAACAUCAUCAUCCAGUGGCAGCAGCGAUAGUAGCAGCAGUUCAGAUUCCAGUAGUGAAGAAUCAGAGACCGAGUCGGAUUCGAGUGACAAUGAAGAUUCGCCGACAAGCAGUGAUGAUGAGUACGGCCGUAAGAAAAAGAAACAGGGCAAGUACAAGCGCAAAGCCGAAUCACAAGCUAUGCGUCCCAAGAAAACGCGUGUGAAGCGUAAACGGCAUCGAGCUUCCGCACGACCUUCCAGUAGUGAAGAGGACGAAACUAGUUCUGAUUAAAAAAAGGUUGUGUGCUAAACUGAGAUUUUGCAAUUAGUUGCUUUAGCUGGUUAAAGUGGUGCCAGCGGGUUACAAAUAUACAUAAAGUACAUACUAGCUUACAUACAUACAUAUAAUAGUUUUAAAAGUUGAAUUCCGUUUAAUAAUUUUAAAAGUGAUUUUGUUGUAAUUGGCUAAUUUAGGCAUAAUCUCAUACACGCUGUAAUCACACUUACAUCUAGCUUAUAGAUCGACCACUGCCCACUACUAGUAAUAGUUAAAUAUUACAUUGAAACUUAUUUAAAAAUAACAAUUAUGACCAGUAAACUUUUUUUUUUUUAACUUAAAGUGGACUGUAUAUGAAGAUUACUCAUACAUACGUAUACUCAUAUACAAUAAAUAUGAAUAAUUAAAUAUGUAUAUGAUUAGUUAAAUUAUAUUUCUCAGUGAAAAUCAUAAAGAAUAUAGCUUAAUUUCAUUACACAUCAGCGUACUACAUACAUAUGUAUAAUUAUUGAUUGUUGAACUUCUGUAAAGCCUUAAUGUGUAAAUACUAGUGAGGAAGCAAGAAAGAUAACAUUCAGUUUAUACUAUAGUUAAUCAAUGAGUUGUUCGUAUAAAUGACCGAAGGAGAACAAAUAUACGUAUAUAUAAAAAUUCAAA
Messenger RNA from Zeugodacus cucurbitae (melon fly), 1447 nucleotides. RefSeq names its product protein SREK1IP1. The record is from RefSeq and is a predicted model, not a curated record. Lineage: Eukaryota; Metazoa; Arthropoda; Insecta; Diptera; Tephritidae. The transcript is spliced from 2 exons. The coding region runs from base 179 to 805 and encodes 208 amino acids. Gene Ontology annotation, molecular function: nucleic acid binding; zinc ion binding.